Pelodiscus sinensis (Chinese soft-shelled turtle) is the source of this 858-nucleotide messenger RNA. The record is from RefSeq and is a predicted model, not a curated record. NCBI's taxonomy places the organism in Eukaryota, Metazoa, Chordata, Testudines, Trionychidae.
AUGCGCAGUGGGUUCCUGUCCACGGCUAGACGCUAUGGGAUACCAAUAAUCCGUCUGGAGAGACCGUCCGACCUGGUGCCUCUGGCUCUGGACCGUGCAGAGCCAGGUUCCCAGCCGCCUUCCUGUUGCUUUGCCAUUCGGAAGAGGCCGAACGUUUACUGUUUAACCAAGAUGGCGAAUGCUCAGAGUGGGCCCCUGAAGCUGCUAGUGUCUCAAGGUGUCCUGGGACGGUGCCCAGCCCCAGGGGUGGGCGAGCCGCAGUGGGGCUCCCAGAGGAGGCUGUGGGUCCCUCCUGGCCCUGACUGGCCUCUGCUCCCCUCAGGGAUCGCGGUGGAUAAGGACGGGGCGACGCUGCCCCUGGAGGAGGAGGCAGAUGAGGUGGGCUUGGCGUACCGGGCCCCGGAGAACAUUGAGAGCUUGAACAAGUACAAGAGGGCGCUGCUGGGGCCCGACCCUGUGGCUGUGGAUCCCAGUGCGUCCAGUGUCACCUUGACGAGACUGACGCUGCUGUGUGACCAGGCCCCAGGGCCCGUCGCCAUGGACUUAACAGGUGAGCGGGGCCAGCCCAGCUGGCUGCUCCAGAGCGCCCCCCCUCCCCCACCACGCAUGCUGACGCUCCCCUCUCUCUGCCCAGUGGAUAAGGACGUCUACAUGAUGGGCAGCUAUGGGCCGCGCGCCGAGGAGUACGAGUUCCUGACCCCCCCGGAGGAGGCCCCCAAGGGCGUGCUGGUGCGGGGCACCUACCACAUCAGAUCCUGCCUCACCGAUGACGACCGGACGGAGCAUCUCUCCUGGGAGUGGCACCUCUGCAUAGCGAAGGACUGGAAAGAUUGAAGCCCCCCAUGUCCCCCCCAAUCC